Molecule: messenger RNA, 672 nt
Organism: Trifolium pratense (red clover)
Lineage: Eukaryota; Viridiplantae; Streptophyta; Magnoliopsida; Fabales; Fabaceae
Product: 60S ribosomal protein L28-2-like
Exons: 3
Coding region: 57-506 (149 amino acids)
Biological process (GO): translation
Cellular component (GO): cytosolic large ribosomal subunit; ribosome
Molecular function (GO): structural constituent of ribosome
Source: RefSeq, a predicted model, not a curated record
UAUAAACUGAAAUCAAAACAAAACCCUAGUUGUUCGUUGAAGGCGAAAAGGAAAAGAUGGCGACAGUACCAGGGCCACUCGUAUGGGAGAUCGUGAAGAAGAACAACUCAUUUUUGGUUAAAGAGUUUGGAAAUAACACUCAGAGUGUUCAAUUCAGCAGAGAGAGUAACAAUCUCUACAAUCUCAACUCUUACAAGUUCUCUGGUUUGGCAAACAAGAAAACUGUUACCAUUCAGCCUGCUGGUAAAGAUGCUGUGUUGUUGGCUACAACAAAGGCAAGGAAGCAAAACAAGCCUUCUGCUUUGACUCACAAAUCGGUCAUGAAGAAGGAGUUCCGCAGGAUGGCAAAGGCUGUUCAAAAUCAGGUGGCAGAUAAUUACUACAGGCCUGAUCUGAAGAAGGCAGCUCUUGCAAGGCUUAGUGCAGUUCACAGAAGCCUCAAAGUUGCCAAGUCGGGUGUCAAGAAGAGGAAUAGACAAGCUUUGAAGGUCCAUGGCAGGAAAUGAAAUUGACUCUAGAACAGUUUCAUUGCAUUUGAGAACCUUGUUUUUUGUCCCAUCAUUUUGUGUUUUCUACUUUCAAUGUAUGAGACUCCAUUUUAGAUUUUGAGUUUUGAAUUGCUAUUAUUUACCCCUACUACUAUUAAUAUAAAAUUGGAAUUAGCUUGUUAUA